AGCCACACAGUCCAAUUGACAAACCCUAACUUUCUUCUCUUCAAAAACCCUAAUCCACAUUUUUCUGAUCAAUUUCACUUUUUCUCUCUUUUUUUCAUUCCUCAGCGAUCAAUGUCUCUCUACCAAGCUCCUGGAUUCCGAUUCCACCCUACUGAUGAAGAGAUCGUUUGUUUUUAUCUGAAGCGGAAACUCACCGGAAAGUUACCACCCUGUUUUGAUCAUCUUGCUUUCAUCGAUAUCUACAAGUUUGAACCAUGGGAUCUUCCUAAUAUGUCCAAGCUGAAAACUAAGGAUUUGGAAUGGUACUUCUUCAGUGCGCUGGACAAGAAGUAUGGCACUGGAUGCAGGACGAAUCGUGCUACUGAUCGAGGUUAUUGGAAGACUACUGGAAAGGAUCGGGUUAUCAAAAACGGGGAGGAGACAGUUGGAAUGAAGAAGACCCUUGUUUAUCACCUGGGUCGGGCCCCACAUGGUAACCGAAGCAAUUGGGUCAUGCAUGAGUAUAGGAUGAUUGAUGAAGAAUUGGCCAAAACUGGAGGGCAGGAUGCUUAUGUGCUGUGUAGGAUCUUCGAGAAGAGUGGUUCAGGGCCUAAGAAUGGGGAGAAGUAUGGGGCUCCCUUUGUAGAGGCAGAGUGGCAGAAUGUUGAUGAACCAGUCAAUCCCUUGCCACCGGUUGAUAAUCAGCUUUUGGAACAAGUGGCUGCUCCUGCUCCUGAUUACGCUGAAUUUUUGCAAUCUUUGGUGGCUUUUGAUAACGAUCUUUUGAAUGAAAGUGUGCCUACUGCUACUGAUGAUAAUUAUCUUGAAAUCCUUGACCUUGACCAGGAGCUUGAUACCAGUGUUACAGUUGGAAAUGCUGAUUUGCCACCAAACUUCUAUUAUGGGGAGUGUAGUAGCUUUCCUCAGCAUUCCCAAUCGGAAGCUGCUUUUGGUAUUUAUGAUCAUCAGGUUGGUGGUCUAUAUGGUGUGGAUUCAGUGCAAGAUGGUUACAAUGGCGAGACAAACCAUAACGAAAAUCCUCUGAACUUCGAUUUUGCCUCUGAGGAUCCAGAUCUGUAUUUUGAUGCGGCUGAAUAUCUUAGGGGUUUGAACGAAGAAUAUGUUGAAACCAAUGAUCUUAAGAAUCUUGAUGGGGUUGAUUCCACCGUGAUAGAUCCUUCUGUUUCUGAAUUGCUAGAUGAGUACCUUGAAUGCCCUGAUGAAGAAGAUAUUACCAAAUAUAUAUGCUUUGAUUCUGAAAGCCCCAUUGCUAAUCAUGUUUUUGAAGCACAGUAUAGUAAUGGAGUUUUACCUAAGGAGGAUCAAGGAGCUGCAUCAAAUUGGGUCUCAGGAGGUGAAAAUGCUUUUGUAAAGCAAGCCAAUAAAUUGUUGGCCGGCAUACCAGCUCCUCCUGCAUUUGCUUCUGAGUUUCCUUCUAAGGAGUUUGCUGUUGGGAUGCAUUCCGCAGCUGAGUUUUCCAAUUCAGCUCAUAUAACUACCGGUAUUAUUAGCAUUACAGACAUUACUUACAGUGGCAAUAUGAUGGAUUGGAUGGCCGGCAAGAAUGGAGGUUUUGACACCAUAAUGUCUAAUGAAUUUUCCCAAACUGCUGCUAUUAACUCUGCUACUGGCUUGGUCUGUAGGAAAACUGCAUGUAUGUUAUCACAUGGUUGGGUUUACUUGAUGGGUUUCUCAGUUGUGAUUCUUUCAAUGAGUUUGAAGAUUGGAAGCUUCAUGUAUAUGGGUAAAUGAGAAAUGCAAGGUUGGCUAUGAUACAAUAAUCCAGUCAGUUAAUUAUUGUUCGGUUGACAGGACUAAGAUUCCAUGACUUUUGUAGAUUUUUUUUAUGGUAAUUUAGUCAUACCGAUCAUGACAUUAUUUAUCGUAACUUACACGCCUGCAUUUCAGUUUGUUGGUUGCAAACAGAGUUCUACUUGAUACAAUUAGUUAUACAUUUCAGUAACUAUAUGCCUUUGAUAGUUUUUAGAUAAAUAUUUGCACUAUUUUACUACUACUUGUAGUUAUUGAGUUGUUGGACAAGUAUUCCCUAUUGUUUCACAAUUGUAACCCUUGACAUGUAUUGUUUCAACAAUUCAAUAUAUUAAGAAUUCAGGGA
Molecule: messenger RNA, 2095 nt
Organism: Medicago truncatula (barrel medic)
Lineage: Eukaryota; Viridiplantae; Streptophyta; Magnoliopsida; Fabales; Fabaceae
Product: NAC domain-containing protein 53
Exons: 4
Coding region: 112-1731 (539 amino acids)
Biological process (GO): regulation of DNA-templated transcription
Molecular function (GO): DNA binding
Source: RefSeq, a predicted model, not a curated record